CUCUGGUGGCAGAGGGAGGGGUACGUGUUGAGAGGGUUGUUGUGUGCUGGGGACAGGCAGCGCUGCCAAGGUCGGUGAAAGUCCUGCUCAGACCAAGACUUCGGUUCAUCAGAUCCUAAAAAGUACCACCCCAAGUGACAUACAGAGACAAAGAGAAAGCGGAUGAUAUAGACAGCAACCCGAGGGCCUCCACCAGAGAAGAAACCAAAUGGGGAAUCUGUUAAAAGUGCUCACUUGCACAGAGCUUGAACAGGGGCCAAAUUUUUUCCUUGACUUUGAAAAUGCACAGCCGACAGAAGGAGAGUGUGAGGUGUGGAACCAGGUGAACACUGUCCUCCGGGACUCUGAAAGCAUCCUGUCUGGCCUACAGGCGUACAAAGGAGCAGGCCAGGAGAUCAGAGAUGCAAUUCAAAACCCUAAUGACUUCAUGCUGCAGGAGCGAGCCUGGGACUCGGUCUGCCCGCUGGUCAUCAAACUCAAAAAGUUCUACAGUUUCUCUCUCAGACUAGAGAAGGCUCUGCAGAGUUUGCUGGAGUCCCUGACAUGUCCGCCAUUCACGCCCACUCAGCACCUGGAGAGGGAGCAGGCGCUGGCCAAACAGUUUGCUGAGAUCCUUCACUUCACUCUGCGCUUUGAUGAGCUGAAGAUGAGAAUUCCUGCCAUCCAGAAUGACUUCAGCUACUACAGAAGAACCAUCAGUCGAAACCGGAUAAACAACAUGAAUUUGGACAUUGAGAGUGAAGUCAACAACGAGAUGGCCAACAGGAUGUCUCUGUUCUACGCCGAAGCUACGCCCAUGCUGAAAACACUCAGCAACGCAACCACAAACUUUGUGACUGAGAACAAGACUCUUCCACUGGAGAACACAACAGACUGUCUCAGCACCAUGGCCAGCGUCUGUAAAGUCAUGCUGGAGACGCCGGAAUAUUCGAGCCGUUUCAGCAGCGAGGACACGGUCUUGUUCUGCAUGAGGGUCAUGGUCGGAGUCAUCAUUCUUUAUGACCAUGUCCACCCCAAUGGUGCCUUCAACAAGUCCUCCAAGAUAGACAUGAAAGGCUGCAUAAAAGUCCUGAAGGACCAGCCGGCAGACAACGUAGAAGGCCUCCUGAAUGCCCUCAAAUUCACCACAAAACACCUGAACGACGAAUCCACUCCAAAGAACAUCCGGACGAUGCUCCAGUAAUGUCGGUUCUUUUUUUUUUUCUUUUUUUUUUUUAUAUAAAUAGAUAUGAAGAGGAUCAAUGCUCUGACCUCAAAUAAGAUGUAUAUGUUUACAUUAUUUAAAAAAGACUUGAUGUUAAUACUUGUGUGUAUUUGCAUAGUCAUUCCCUCAAAGCUAUUGAACCCUGCAGAACAUGUACCUUCUACUUAGCAAAAAAAAAAAAAUCUGAAAGCAUUACAUGAAAUGCCUCUACUGUUAAUAGCUGUCAAAGCACAAAUGAUGGACACCUAUCAGCCUUAUAUCACUGAGCAAGCAACACUUCAUGGCAGCAUAAAAAUGUCCUUUAAAAAAAACUUUUCAGGAUUUUAUUUCACAGUGGAAUUAUUUAGUGUCCAGGUAUUAACCAAAUUCAGUCUGGGUUUGUGAAGCAAAAUAAAUCUUUGUUUAAAUUCUGACACGUUCUCACUUAUAUUACAAUGACAAUUCAGCACGUAUUGAAACAAGUGAAGUUGUUUGUGUGUUUUCACUUGAUCUACAAAGAAUACAAUAUAAUGACAGAAUAUGAAAUCAAUCAAUGUUGAGACGGGCAUUUUUGUUGCAGUGAAGGGCUUAAUGUUGAAAGCAGAUAAGGGACUGAUCGGUUUGAUGUACGUAUUGCUAAAAGCAUUAGGGUGUUUUCUCAUUUUCUAGCCAGCUGUUGUAUGUGUCUCUUUAUUUUCAAACUCCAAGCUCGUGCAACUGUAAAAAUAAAUAAAUAAAACUCCACUGUGAACAUAAAACUUACUUUGCACAUCCAGAAAGAUCCUGCAUGUCAAGGUUUGCUUUAACUUAAGAGGUUUUGCUGAUUGGGAGCGGCGUGAUAAUGAAACAAAAUCAAAUCAACCCACCAAAUGUUUUAUUUGAAUUGUAGCAGUGCUCUGAAUGAUAGUUGUGUGUUUUGCCAUGUUUUUUCGUGGCUUUUGUAUUAAACAGAAAAUGCAUUUCUCUAAAAAAAAGGCCAAAAAAUCUUUUAAUUCUGAAUAAAUGAUAUGUACUUCUUAACUGAACUUUUUUUUUUUUUUUUUUAAGAGCCAUUUUUCUCCCAAAAAAGGAAGAGAAAAAAAAAUCUGUUUAACCCUCUGGAUCUAUUCCCAGAUUCACCUUGUCUCCACUGGCGAGACCAAUGUUACGAGGUUAAUUUUUAAAAUAUGAAUUUAGUUUAACAUGUUUGAGUUUACGAAGUCCCUGCAAACUCUGUUAAUCAUUUUUUAAGUAUCAGGCUAUGGUCAGGACUGUUUCAUAGCCUGAGAAAUUAUAGUUUGAAAUAAUUUACACUGCAAAAUUUGCCUUAAAUUAGACUUCACAACUUUCAAAACUCUUAAGUAUGUCUGCCUUCUUCUUUUGUGAGCGUGAUCACGGUGGGAAUCUGUUGUGUAUUAAUGGUAUAAUCGUUCAUACUAGCAUUUCAACAUAGAUGUUCCUGAUUGUUGUUCAUUUCCUCAGUUUGCAGCAGCAGCAGCUCCUAACAUACUCAAACUAACCUGCUCAUGAGGACGGACAAUCUCAUCAUUGUUUAAGCUAACUUGUUGUUCAUUUUUACUAUGAUCUCUUUAGUUUUUAGUAAAACUGUUGUAAAGCCUUCUACUUUACUAGAGGAAUUACUGAGCAGAUUUCUUUGUCUGCUGACUUUAUCCUUUGCUCACACUGCACCACCAUCACACAUGUGAUCUUACAAUAUGGAAAUGUCUGUGUCUUAUCAUGGAGCACAACAUUGCCUUAAAGACUUAACCUGUGGAACCUGAGAAGACAAUAUCUCUAGUUUUCAUCCACAACACAGAAUUACUUUUGUUUUAUUUCCUCCUUAAGCCAUAUAUAUUUAUAUACAUACACAUUAACACGUUAACAUUCAGUUAAUUAACAUCACAUUAACAUGUCAGGUAUUUACCAAUCAUUAAGUCUGUUGUUAAUUUUUUUGAUCAUCUUGUAUUUAGUAAUAUAUAUAGUGUGUGUGUGUGUGUGUGUGUGUGAGAGAGAGUCAUACUUUGAAUGCAAUGUUUUAUAUGCAAUGAGUGAAAACUGUCUAUGGACAAGAAAGCGAGGUGUACGUAUGAUACUGAUAUUUCAUAUCCGACUGAAGUGGUCCCAUCUUCUGUCUUGAUUGAUGUACACAAAGCUUCUCUCUUUACCCAAGAAAUGCUACUGCGUGCUGAAUGCAAGGUGUUUUUGAAUACUGAGACAAAAUCAGUGUGUUCGUCUUAAACUGACAAGUUAUUGUUUAAUAUUUUUGGAGUUCAGACUCAAUUGUUUAUAUAAAUUGCUUUGGCUUUGUAUUGCAUAUUGAAUUCGAUGUGUGGAUUGGAAAAUAAAGGUGGUACAUUUG
This is a messenger RNA of Micropterus salmoides (largemouth bass), 3521 nucleotides long. RefSeq names its product family with sequence similarity 49 member A (gene cyria). The record is from RefSeq and is a predicted model, not a curated record. Lineage: Eukaryota; Metazoa; Chordata; Actinopteri; Centrarchiformes; Centrarchidae. Gene Ontology annotation, biological process: regulation of actin filament polymerization. The transcript is spliced from 12 exons. The coding region runs from base 209 to 1183 and encodes 324 amino acids. Gene Ontology annotation, molecular function: small GTPase binding.